This is a messenger RNA of Entelurus aequoreus (snake pipefish), 3484 nucleotides long. Its product is annotated as small conductance calcium-activated potassium channel protein 2-like. The transcript is spliced from 9 exons. Bases 365 to 2026 code for a protein of 553 amino acids. Gene Ontology annotation, molecular function: calmodulin binding; small conductance calcium-activated potassium channel activity. Gene Ontology annotation, biological process: potassium ion transmembrane transport. The record is from RefSeq and is a predicted model, not a curated record. Gene Ontology annotation, cellular component: plasma membrane; neuron projection; neuronal cell body. NCBI's taxonomy places the organism in Eukaryota, Metazoa, Chordata, Actinopteri, Syngnathiformes, Syngnathidae.
CACCCCUUGCAUUAAGUCGGUUCCAGCUCUCCCUAUCGUGUUGUCACAGGACCUUCCCUUGUUUUUUUUUUCUCUGCUUCGCCGCCCGCGUUUCCAGCGACUUUUUUUUGCGUUGGUGCCUGCGAGGACAGCCAACACCUUGAAAGUAAACACUGCACAAUGCCAUGUCAGGCGAGGGGCAGACCCUAGUUCACAUCCUCUGUGGAUGACUGAUAACAACCGACAUGAGCAGACGGAGGAGCCGUGACGCCAGCCGCUCGGUUUGGGCCCCACGCGCGCAGCUACUACUGAGAAGAAGAAGCUGAGCCAUGCUGGAUCCAAGCCCUCUCUCUCUGAGAGCAACCGCCGACUCCCUCAGAUAGCCAUGAACACCUGCAAGUACAAUGGCGGCGUGGUGAGACCACUAGUGGGCAGCCUGGCGUCCUCGUCGCGCCGCAACCUCGCGGAGCUCGACUCGGAAACGCAGCCCCUGCAGACGCUGCACAGCUCCGGCUUGGAGGUGGUGGUGUCCAAGGGCAAUGGCGGCGAAGACCCCAGCAAGGCGUCCAACGAGAGCCUGGUCAGGGAGGGCAGCGGGCGCGGCGGAGGAAGGGCGCCGCAGAAGAAGAACAGGGACAUUGGCUACAAGCUGGGCCACAGGAGGGCGCUGUUCGAGAAGCGGAAGCGACUCAGCGACUAUGCGCUCAUCUUUGGAAUGUUUGGGAUUGUUGUCAUGGUGACGGAGACAGAACUCUCAUGGGGGGUUUACACUAAGGAAUCUUCAUAUUCAUUUGCACUGAAAUGCCUUAUCAGCCUUUCCACUGUUAUACUGCUUGGUCUUAUAAUAAUGUACCACGCACGGGAAAUCCAGCUGUUUAUGGUUGACAACGGUGCGGACGACUGGAGGAUAGCCAUGACCUAUGAGCGGAUCUUCUUCAUCGUGCUGGAGCUGCUGGUGUGUGCCAUUCAUCCCAUUCCCGGCCAGUACGUCUUCACGUGGAGGGCCCGGCUGGCCUUUACGUACACGCCAUCCGUGGCGGAUGCAGACGUGGACAUCAUUCUAUCCAUCCCCAUGUUCCUGAGACUCUACCUGAUCGGCAGGGUCAUGUUACUUCACAGCAAGCUGUUCACGGACGCGUCAUCUCGCAGCAUCGGCGCCCUCAACAAGAUCAACUUCAACACACGCUUUGUCAUGAAAACUCUCAUGACCAUCUGCCCAGGAACUGUUCUGCUCGUGUUCAGUAUUUCAUCCUGGAUCAUUGCUGCUUGGACUGUGCGCGUCUGCGAGAGGUAUCAUGACAAACAGGAAGUGACCAGUAACUUCCUGGGAGCCAUGUGGCUCAUCUCAAUCACCUUCCUCUCCAUUGGCUACGGGGACAUGGUACCGCACACGUACUGCGGGAAAGGCGUGUGUCUGCUUACAGGGAUUAUGGGAGCUGGCUGCACUGCGCUCGUGGUUGCAGUGGUGGCCAGGAAGCUGGAGCUGACCAAGGCAGAGAAGCACGUCCACAACUUCAUGAUGGACACGCAACUCUGCAAACGAGUGAAGAACACAGCUGCCAAUGUACUCAGGGAAACAUGGCUCAUCUACAAACACACCAAGCUGGUGAAGAAGAUCGAUCACGCCAAGGUGCGGAAACACCAACGCAAGUUCCUGCAAGCCAUCCACCAACUGCGCAGCGUCAAGAUGGAGCAGAGGAAGCUCAAUGAUCAGGCCAACACCUUGGUGGACCUGGCAAAGACCCAGAAUGUGAUGUACGACCUGGUGUCGGAGCUCCAGGAGCGCAGCGAGGAGCUGGACAAGCGCAUCGGCACACUGGAGGACAAGCUGGACUCGGUGACGGGCAGCCUGCAGGCGCUGCCCUGCCUCAUCUCCCAAGCCAUAACCCAGCAGCAGCAGGACUUCCUGGACGGCUUCGUUCACCGCUUUCGGCCCGCGUCGCUAGCUUCAGAGCGCUCGGAGCGCUCGGAGCGAUCCUGGACGUCCACCACCCGCAGGCGGCGCUCCCCCUCCACCGCACCACACACCUCCUCCGAUAGCGGAUAACCUCCGGAUCCAUCCGACGGAUCCAUCCUUCCCCCUCCCUUCCCUCUCUACCCUCCCGAACCACGACUCCUCUCCCCCCCUGUGACUGAGCCUUUCAGCGCAGGACCGGAUCGGAGAAACGGAGAGGAGGAAAAAAAAACAAACCAAGUGCAUCCGAAAAACAAAAAAAGAAACAAAAGAAAAAGACUGAAAAGCCGAGAUAAAGUAGAGGUAUGGUUUAUGUUUUAGCCAUUGUAUGGCUGUUCAAGUUAGCUUUUUUGUAAAAGCCCUUAAAUUGGACCGAGUUCAGGGUCGCUUGGGGUGAGAGCUGGCUAUCACACCGGAGAGUCCUUAACCGCGACGGGUCCGGACAAAACUUUGGGUUUCCUGUACAGGUCUGGCAGGCGAAGGCCGCAGCAGAGGCUGAACCGGAGGUCGGCGUUUGGGACUCGCACCUCAAGCGGAAGACUUUACACAAUUGCCAACUUUCAAGGGUUCCGGCCUCCUUGCUCUCGAGGAAAAACACCAGAGCGACUAUCUUUUUUAGUUCCAUACUGACAUGUGAUUUUUUCAGUGCCUGAAUGUAUAAAUAGUAGAGGGUUAUUUAAUUACUAAUUUCCGAAGCUUUUUUACGAUGUUAACAGUCUGAAUACAGCAUUGCAUUCCCUUUUCAGAUACAUUCCUCUCCGACAAUUCAAAAGAAAACGUCUUUAAAAUGAUGCAUAACAUUGCCUCCAUUACGCAACAUGUUUUGUUUUGUUUUCCCUUCUGUUUCUUUUUCUAUUUAUACUAACACCGUGGUGGGGGAAGAAGAAAAAAAAAAAGGAGAAUGCUCAGAGUGCGUUGUAUGUUUUUGGCCGGGUGCUGCACACCCGAACACAACAAUGGAAAGGUGGCGUGCACCUGUCUCGGCACCGCUAAUUGGAGCUCCCUGUGCUCGACAGAUAAUGGCGUGUCUUGAGGGCGGCCGGCGUAAAUGGUCCAGAGCGAGAAAAAGAAGAAAAUAACACCACCCUGCCCCCUUUGCAUGGUUCUGUGCAAAACUGACAGUGGAACAUGAUGUUACUUGGAUGGCUUGCUGAAUUUAGAUGAUUUUUUUUUUUCUCUAAUUAUGUCCACUCUUCAAUUUGUUUGUCGCCUUUCUUUAUCGGUUCUCUUUUCACGGACAUUUCCUUUUUUUUUUUUUUUUCUUUUCUUUUUUUUCUUUUUUUUUUAUAGCCCCUAGAAGAGUUGCAGUAAAUGUGAUUCUGUAAUGCAUUCCCUGUUUAAAAAAAAAUAUGACGGUGAAGGAAAACCACGACUAAGAAAACCGUUCUAAAAGGACGCAAAUAAAAGUGCUGAAGAAACUUUGAUGGGUGCGGAACAAUUAAUUGGUUUCUCUCCUCUUUGGUUCGGUAUUUUAAAAUGUAAACAUUUGCUGUUUUUUCAUAGGAAGAUGAAUACCAACACUGCAAAAACAUGCAAUAUGCAUGAUGUAAG